Molecule: messenger RNA, 4902 nt
Organism: Sciurus carolinensis (gray squirrel)
Lineage: Eukaryota; Metazoa; Chordata; Mammalia; Rodentia; Sciuridae
Gene: Stk17b
Product: serine/threonine kinase 17b
Exons: 8
Coding region: 349-1467 (372 amino acids)
Biological process (GO): intracellular signal transduction; protein phosphorylation; positive regulation of apoptotic process
Cellular component (GO): nucleus
Molecular function (GO): ATP binding; protein serine/threonine kinase activity
Source: RefSeq, a predicted model, not a curated record
UCAACUGUAGACUUCGGUCCUCGUCCUCGCCACCGUCGCCGCGGGUCACUUAGUAGGGGACCAGGUCACAACUGUUGAUCUUUGUCCGGAAAAGUAAGCGUGGACUCUGCCAAGUUCGGCGUUAGCGAGUGCCUCACCUGGCUAGAGCUGGAGAACGCUUUCAGUCGCGGCCACCCGCGUGGAGCGGGACGGGAUCCCAGGGACAGGAGCCCCCUCGGAGGGGGCAGCCCCGGGAGAACCUGCUGCGUCCGGAGCGGCCAGUGUACUGUGCCUCGCGGGGCCUCGGUCCAGCCGGGAUUGACGGGUAAAACUAAGUGAUUAGAGAAGUAUAUCUGGGAUUCAUCUAAGAUGUCUCGGAGAAGAUUUGAUUGUAGAAGUAUUUCAGGCUUGCUAACUACAACUCCUCAAACUCCAAUGAAAAUGGAAAACUUUAAUAAUUUCUAUACACUUACACCUAAAGAGCUUGGAAGAGGAAAAUUCGCUGUUGUAAGACAAUGUAUAUCAAAAUCUACUGGCCAAGAAUAUGCUGCAAAAUUUCUAAAAAAGAGAAGACGAGGACAGGACUGUCGAGCAGAGAUUCUGCAUGAGAUUGCUGUUCUUGAAUUGGCAAAGUCCUGUCCCCGUGUAAUUAAUCUUCAUGAGGUCUAUGAGAAUUCAAGUGAAAUCAUUUUGAUAUUAGAAUAUGCUGCAGGUGGAGAAAUUUUCAACCUGUGUUUACCUGAGCUGGCAGAAAUGGUCUCUGAAAAUGAUGUUAUCAGACUCAUUAAACAAAUACUUGAAGGAGUUUAUUAUCUACACCAGAAUAACAUUGUACACCUUGAUUUAAAGCCACAGAAUAUAUUAUUGAGCAGCAUAUACCCUCUUGGAGAUAUCAAAAUUGUAGAUUUUGGAAUGUCUAGAAAAAUCGGGAAUGCUUGUGAACUUCGGGAGAUCAUGGGAACGCCAGAAUACUUAGCACCAGAAAUCCUGAACUAUGAUCCAAUUACCACAGCAACAGAUAUGUGGAAUAUUGGAAUAAUAGCAUACAUGUUGUUAACUCAUACAUCACCAUUUGUGGGAGAAGAUAAUCAGGAAACAUAUCUUAAUAUUUCUCAAGUUAAUGUAGAUUAUUCAGAAGAAACUUUUUCAUCAGUUUCACAACUGGCCACAGACUUUAUCCAGUGUCUUCUAGUAAAAAAUCCAGAGAAAAGACCAACAGCAGAAUCCUGCCUUUCUCAUUCUUGGCUACAGCAGUGGGACUUUGGAAGCUUGUUUCACCCUGAAGAAACUUCCAGCUCCUCUCAAAUUCAGGAUCAUCCAGUAAGGUCCUCUGAAGAUAAAACUUCUAAAUCCUCUUGUAAUGGAACCUGUGGUGAUCGGGAAGAUAAAGAGAAUAUUCCAGAGGAUAGCAGCAUGGUUUCCAAAAGAUUUCGUUUUGAUGACUCUUUGCCCAAUCCCCAUGAACUUGUUCCAGAUUUACUCUGUUAGCACUUUCCUCUUUGACUCAUUUGAAUUGACUUUGAAAUUUAUGAAAUCUACUCCAUUGUGAGAUUGUGCUUUGUAGCUUCAUAGAUGACUGUUUAUAUUGUAAAUGCCUUUUUGCAUAGUAGAGUUUUAGAGAAGUGUUUUAAAGUUCUGGUUGCUAGCAAAAUAUCAUCUCCUCCACUGAGAUAGCUCCGCAGAGGAAAUAUUUAAAUACAUGACAAAAAUAAAUUUUACAUGUGAGUUCACAUGUUAAUAAAAAAUUCAAGUUCACGUGAACUUAUAAAAAUGUUUUAUGUAUCAAGAAAAAAGUUUAUGCUAUAUUAUGGUUGCUGUAAACUGAACAAAAUGAAGACUUUGGCAUUUAAUAGGUUCUCUUAAGAUGAGUUCUGUACCAUGACUGUUGACAUAAUUUCUUUAGUAAAACAGUGUAAAAUUUAAGCCAAAAUAUAUACUACUUUGUAGAUGCUUCAGAGAUAUUUUACAAGAAAAUAUUUUUCAAUUAUAAAUAUUUCAAAACUGUAUUUCAAAACAAUUUCCAUUAUAUAUGAUCUACUAUGUGAAAGAGGUUCUUUAACUAGAACAAAAUGGAGUUAAAAGACUGAUGUUCUCUGCAAGUCAGAGCAAUGAGUAACAUGGCUUUAUUUUUAAACUCACAUGUCUUUUGCAUACUCCAAACAUACUUCAGAUCUAAUAAGGUCUGGAAGAUGGAGGAUGCAUGGUAUGCAAGUGGUUCUUCAUGCUCUAGAAUACAAGAGACUUGGUAAAAUUGAACAUACUCUAUUUUUAAUCCAAUGUAUUCAUUAAUUAAGUGUGGAAGAAAAUAUUGGCAGACCCAGACUGCUUACUGAAUUUUUUUAUGUCUCCUAAAUACAAGUCCAUCAUUCAGUGCUCUAAAAGUAUAUAUAAAAAAUAGCACAGCAUCAACAGAACUAUUAGCACAAUGCCAAGGGUCAGCAGUAGCAAGGUGAUGUGAUCAUAAACAUGAGGACAUCAAAUGCUCCUAAAGUUCUUGUGUGAAAUUCCUAGUGAUUAAGGAGGCUUUUGGAGGAGGCCUAAGACCACCAACACAGUGGCCUAUAAUUGUGAUAUUUUGCUGGGAGCAAUGUGGGUAAGUCUAGGGAGAGCCGAAUGUUUGGUCAGUGAUCACAAACUAUGUUCAAUCCUAAUAGUGGAGUACAAUUUUCUCAUUUUAGAGGAUUCUUUGAUGAGUUUUUCUAUCUGGUGAUCAUUAAAAAGUCUGUUAUAGCAUCUUUUUAAAAUAACUGAUUUCAUUGCCAUGUUACUAUCAAAUUCUAUGUUGACAAUACAAAACAACCUCAUAUUUCCCCAUUGAGUCAGAUAUUACUCUAAUGACUUAAAUUUCUGAAAUUUUUAUAAAAUUCCAAAUUCUUUAGAUGACUUUAAACUAUUUUUUAAUGACCAUCAGCUUAUUUUAUUUGACUAAUUGGUGAAUUCCUUUAAUAUCCACAGCAUUUUAAAAGGUAAAGUUCUCUCUACUUUGUUGUGUGUAUGUAUGUAUAUACAUAUGUGUAUAUGUAUAGAUAUGUGUAUAUAUGUAUAGAUAAAAUUUAGUCUUUAAGCAACUUUUCUUAGCCAUUCUUUGCUCUGAUAUAUUGUGUGCAACUCAGGUGCUACAAGAGCUCUCUUUUUAUGAAUUAAUCAAUACACAUAAAUUCUUUAAGAAGUAGUUUGUUGGUUCAAUAAACUAGAUACUGCAGAUUCUAAAUUGAGCUUUUAUAUAUCUAAAACAUAUAUGAAUUGUUUCUAAAUUGUUGAGUGUCUUUUUUUUUUUUGGCCUUCAGUAUUAAGGUAAUGUAAGUAAAGUUUAGUAAGUCAUUGAGAAUGAGGGAUGAUUACUUUUCCAAAACACUGUAUUAUAUUUUUAAAAUUUUAGAGUAAUUAUGCUAUACCAAAAAAAGAGGAAGAAAUGUUGAGUUUUGAAUUAUAAGCUACUUCUUUAAAAAUCAUUUUAUACAGGCUUUCUUUUUCUCUGAGGAAUCUUAAAAUAGUUUUACAUGUUUCCCCUUAGAUAAUAGAAUAUUCAGUUAUACAUUUCCAUAACUUUCUUGUAACAUUGUUUUAUUGUAAAAAAGCAACUGCUUGUUGCACAAAGAAUAUAAAAACAAUCUUUUGAUGGAGAUAAUUUAAAUAUUUUCACUGAUUGAAAGGUGAAAAUCAAUCUUUCAAGAGAAUUUAUUAGCAAAUGACUGAGUUCUUAUUCUUUUUCUUCCAAGAUUUUUUUAAAACGUCUAUAUAAAGCAAAUGAUGUAUUUUCCUGAAGUAGGAAUCUAGAGAGCCCCUCCAAAUGAAUAGGUGUCAGUGACAUUUAAACACAUCUGAAGAAAACUGUUAAAUUGUGAUGAUUUUAUAAAAUUAUUUGCUUUUUGAAUAGGAUCCCUGGAUAGAUGGGAUUUUAAAAUAAAUGGUGUGUAGAUGACAAUUACAAUUGUCAUUUUAAUCAUUUUUCUACUGUAAGUUAACCUAACUGAGCAGUGAAAUUAUAAUGACACUUUAAACAAAGGAAGGUAGUACCUGUUUUCCAAUCUGUAGUAAUAUUAAUGUGCCAGAACAUAAAAUAACUUUUUUUCUAUUAUGAAAAAAACUGAACCAGUGUGACUAGUGAUGCAGUUGAUUUUCAUUCUGGCACAAACUCUUUCUUUCAUUUUGGAUGGGUGACAAAUAGUUCAAGGCCAUACUUUGAAUAGUCUUGCUCUAAGUAGCAUUUAUAAGUUGAUAUUUUAUAACCGUUUACAUUUCUUCUGUUUAUUUUUGUUUUUGUGGUACUGGGGAAUGAACCCACAGCCUUGCAGGCUAGGUAAGCAUACCACUUAUUUUUAAAUUUUCAGUUUGAUAACUGAUUUGAAAUUGUGUCCUUAUUGUUGUGUAAACAAUUAUACUUAAAUUUUAAGUUGUAUUAAAAUUAUCUGACUUCUAAUUGGGGGAAUUAUUAUCAAUUUAUAAUUUUACAAAAGUAUUUUAAAGACCAGUGAUUGUAAAUUUCACACAAAUUGUAAUUGCCCUGCCAUCUUCACUUCCAUUAAAUCAUCAUGUUACUUAAAGCAUAUAAACACACAUUAUGAAUAUUGAAGCAAGAAAAGUCACAGAACUGUUUGUUGUCAACUUAUUGAUUCUUCUGGUUAAAAAUUAAAAAGCACUUUUUGUUUUUUUUACAUUUGUGAUUAUCCUUUGUUUAAAAGCAUUUUUAAAUUUGCUAUUACUAAAAGUUUGCCUGAAUGUGCAAGUCUUUGACCCAGGCCGUCUUUGACUUGUUUAAUACAGCUAUGUUUAUUAUUAAGUUCUGUCCAUUGGAAAGACUACAUAAAUUUGAAGAUAAGCAGGCCUAUUCUCUGGUAAUAAUAAAUACUUUUUUAAAAUGUGAAGGAAUGGCAAUGUACAUUUUGCACAAAAGAUGAAUAAAGGUUUUUUUGAGAUUUUUUA